AUGAAGACCACCCUGAUCGUCUCCAUGGCUGCCGGACUGGCCGCGGCCCAGUCCGUCGGCAACGUCCCUGACCCGUUGCUCGCGGCGGCGGCGGCGCCUCGAUCGCCAACGUUUGUCUCAGUCACUGACCGCUUCAUCGUCAUGCAGCGAGACUGCGUCGGAAAAGUGAUUGGCUCCGUCGCUGGCUGCAAGUCUUCCGACAUCGGGUGCUUCUGCAAGGACAAGGCUUUCAUCAACAACAUCGUUUGCUGCAUCGCCAAGACCAACGAUUGCAACGCGGCCCAGUUGAAUGAGACGCUCAAAUACGCCGACUCGCUGUGCAGCCCCCAGGGCGUCACACUUCCCACCACCGUGCCCACGUGCAGCACAGCAGCACCCACCCCUACCCCCUCGCCGAGCUCCAACUCCACGUCCGGCUCUACGGGCUCAUCGUCGUCAUCGACCGCCGGUGCCGCCGGUGCCGGCAGCGUGGGAGGCUUCGCGGGUGCCGUCUUGGCCAUGCUCGCCGCUCUGUAA
Purpureocillium lilacinum is the source of this 516-nucleotide messenger RNA. The record is from RefSeq and is a predicted model, not a curated record. Lineage: Eukaryota; Fungi; Ascomycota; Sordariomycetes; Hypocreales; Ophiocordycipitaceae.